GCAAAGUUCCGUGAUCAGUGAUUCGUCGAGUCGAGCGUCUUCGCAAUCACACAUCACUUGCUUGGUUUCCCAUUUCAUUCUCAAAGUUUCGUCUUCGAACUCACACUACACCAGACAACAACUACUGACGUUACUAGUUACCGAUGUCAUCUCCUUCCAUCGACACGUACACAGGGCAAGCUGCGUUCGUGCCAGGCUUCGACCUCAAGCCCCACUCGUUCACCCCCAAGCCGUUCGAUGAGGACUUCGACGUAGAGAUCCGGGUCACACACUGCGGCAUUUGCGGCUCCGACCUGCACACCGUGUCUGGCGGGUGGGGCCCCAUUCCGUACCCCAUGGUCGUCGGGCAUGAGAUCAUCGGCCACGUCGUCCGCGUUGGUCGGCUAGUAGACCCGGCCAAGUUUGCUCUCGGCACCCGCGUGGGCGUGGGGGCUCAGUGCGCCAGCUGUCUCGACUGCUCGGCCUGCGGGCGGGACCGCGAACAGCUGUGUCCGGACAUGAAGUGGACGUACAACAGCACGAUGGACCUCCCGAACGGAGCCAAGUACGUCACGCAAGGUGGGUACGCUGACUAUUACCGAUGCCACCACAAGUUUGCGUUUGUAAUUCCGGACGGGUUGACGUCCGAGAGCGCCGCGCCCAUGAUGUGCGCUGGUGUAACGACAUACUCGCCGCUCAAGAAGUUCGGCGUCGGGCCAGGUAUGAACGUGGGGGUGUUGGGCAUCGGGGGCUUGGGGCACUUGGGAAUUCAGUGGGCCGUGGCGAUGGGCGCGACGGUGUCGGCGCUGUCGUCGUCGGGCAAGAAGGAGCGCGAGUGCAGGGACCUCCUCGGCGCGCACAAGUAUGUCAACUACUCGGACCCGGCGCAGGUGGCCGCCGCUAGCCAGUCGCUCGACGUCAUUCUGUGCACGUCGUACAGCGAUAAGACGGACUGGAACAUGCUGCUGGGCCUCGUAGCCACCGAGGGCAAGUUCGUGCUCGUGGGGCUGCCGGAAGUGCCCAUCUCGUUCCAUGCGUUCUCCAUCGUGCCGCGUGAAAUCUCGUUCGUUGGGUCCGUGAUUGGGUCCCCAGCUGACAUUGAAGACAUGCUGCAGUUUGCUGUCGACAAAAACGUCAACUCGAUCGUGGAAGUGAUGGCUAUGAAAGAUGCCGCCGCCGCCAUGCAAAAGGUGCACGAUGGCCAAGCUCGGUUCCGCAUUGUGCUCAAGAACGAGUAAAGAUAGAUGAGCGUUUGAUUAGAUGCAAUUGUUUACUAGAAAGCACUCGGAGUUUGUUCGUCAUUUGAGUGAAUAAGGUGGUAGACAUCGAUGGCUUCAGUGUAUGGUUCCUUCCGC
Messenger RNA from Aphanomyces astaci, 1334 nucleotides. RefSeq lists its product as hypothetical. The transcript has a single exon. The coding region runs from base 144 to 1217 and encodes 357 amino acids. Gene Ontology annotation, molecular function: zinc ion binding; oxidoreductase activity, acting on the CH-OH group of donors, NAD or NADP as acceptor. The record is from RefSeq and is a predicted model, not a curated record. NCBI's taxonomy places the organism in Eukaryota, Oomycota, Saprolegniomycetes, Saprolegniales, Verrucalvaceae.